This is a messenger RNA of Rhinolophus ferrumequinum (greater horseshoe bat), 6497 nucleotides long. RefSeq names its product La ribonucleoprotein 4 (gene LARP4). Lineage: Eukaryota; Metazoa; Chordata; Mammalia; Chiroptera; Rhinolophidae. Gene Ontology annotation, cellular component: cytoplasmic stress granule; cytosol. The record is from RefSeq and is a predicted model, not a curated record. Gene Ontology annotation, biological process: positive regulation of translation. Gene Ontology annotation, molecular function: mRNA 3'-UTR binding. The transcript has 16 exons. Bases 196 to 2370 code for a protein of 724 amino acids.
AGAACCGGAAACAGUUGCUGUUUCAAGGGAGGUGGGACUGGGCGGGUCAGGCCGCAGCGGCUGACGGCGGGGGAGGAGCCGGGUCCACUGCCGGGUGGAGGGGCCAGGCGAGUGUCCUUAUCCUAGCGUUUGGGGCUCGGGCCUGUACAGUUGGAGUAGCAGCGGCGAGAAGGAUUGGGCCGAAAGGGGGAAGACAUGUUGCUCUUCGUGGAGCAGGUAACAUCUAAAGGAACUGGUUUAAAUCCUAAUGCCAAAGUAUGGCAAGAAAUCCCUCCUGGAAAUACGGACGCCACCCCAGUAACUCAUGGAACUGAAAGCUCUUGGCAUGAAACAGCAGCCACAUCAGGGUCCCAUCCUGAGGGUAAUACAGAGCUUUCAGCUGAUAUGUGUAAGGAAUAUGAAGUAAUGUAUUCAUCUUGUGAAACCACAAGAAAUUCUACAGGCAUUGAAGAAUCAACUGAUGGAAUGAUUUUAGGGCCAGAAGAUCUGAGUUACCAAAUAUAUGACAUUUCUGGAGAAAGCAAUUCAGCAAUUUCUACAGAAGACCUAAAAGAAUGUCUGAAGAAACAAUUAGAAUUCUGUUUUUCACGAGAAAAUUUGUCAAAGGAUCUUUACCUGAUAUCUCAAAUGGAUAGUGAUCAAUUUAUCCCAAUUUGGACCGUUGCCAACAUGGAAGAAAUAAAAAAGCUAACCACAGACCCUGAUCUAAUUCUCGAAGUAUUGAGAUCUUCUCCCAUGGUACAAGUUGAUGAGAAGGGCGAGAAAGUGAGACCAAGUCAUAAGCGUUGCAUUGUGAUUCUUAGAGAGAUUCCUGAAACAACACCAAUAGAGGAAGUGAAAGCUUUGUUCAAAAAUGAAAACUGUCCGAAGGUGAUAAGUUGUGAGUUUGCACACAAUAGCAACUGGUAUGUCACUUUCCAGUCAGACACAGAUGCACAAGAGGCUUUUAAAUACUUGAGAGAAGAAGUGAAAACGUUUCAGGGCAAGCCAAUCAUGGCAAGGAUAAAAGCCAUCAACACAUUUUUUGCUAAGAAUGGUUAUCGAUUAAUGGAUUCUAGUAUGUAUAGUCAGCCCAUUCAAACCCCAGCCCAGUAUGCCUCACCAGUCUUCAUGCAGCCUGUAUAUAAUCCUCACCAACAGUACUCAGUCUACAGCAUCGUGCCUCAGUCUUGGUCUCCAAAUCCUGCACCUUACUUUGAAACACCACUGGCUCCCUUUCCCAAUGGUAGUUUUGUGAAUGGCUUUAAUUCACCAGGAUCUUAUAAAACAAAUGUUGCUGCUGUGAAUAUGGGUCGACCAUUCCAAAAAAGUCGUGUGAAGCCUCAUUUUAGGUCAUCAGGUGGUUCAGAACACUCUACAGAGGUCUCUGUGUCAUUGGGGGACGGACCAUUAAACAGAUCUGGUUCAAGGAACUUUGCAGCUGAACGGCAUAACCCUGCAGUAACAGCGCAUCAGGAGCAAAGCUACCUGCCAAAAGAGACCCCCACUUUGCAGAUUGAACAGAAUGGGGACUAUGGUAGGGGCAGGAGAACUCUUUUCAGAGGUCGAAGACGACGAGAAGAUGACAGAAUCCCAAGACCCCAUCCUUCAACAGCUGAAGCUAAGGCUCCAACACCAAAGUUUGACUUACUAGCCUCAAAUUUUCCUCCUUUACCUGGGAGUUCAUCAAGAACACCAGGUGAACUUGUUUUGGAGAGUAGGAUGUCUGAUAUUGUUAAAGGUGUCUACAAAGAAAAGGAUAAUGAAGAGUUGAGAGUUAGUUGUCCAGUGCCUGCAGAGGAUGAACAGACAGACUGCACCUCUGCCCAGCAACUCAGUAUGAGUACCAGUCCUCCGUGUACAGCUGAGCCUCCUGCAUUAAGCACAACUCAGCAAGAAAAGGAUUUACCAGAGGAUUCCACUGUUCAGAAGGAUGUUCUCAACCAGACGACAGUAUCAGUUUCUUCCCCAAGUACUGCAAAGCCAUCAAGGACAAAUACUGCUUCCCCCUGUAAUAGUAACGUAAACGUAGCUGUAACUGUGGCCCUGCAGGAACCCCGAAAGCUAAGUUACGCUGAAGUGUGCCAGAAGCCCCCUAAAGAGCCAUCUCCAGUUCCUGUGCAGCCACUACGAGAACUCCGCUCCAAUGUAGUGUCUCCCACCAAAAAUGAAGAGAAUGGAGCUCCUGAGAAGUCCAUUGAGAAACCACAUGAGAAGCCAGAAGCAAGGGCUAGUAAGGAUUAUUCUGGCUUCCGAGGCAAUACCAUUCCUAGGGGAGCAGCUGGAAAAAUCAGGGAACAGAGACGCCAGUUUGGCCAUAGGGCUAUACCUCAGGGAGUGACUCGACGUAACGGCAAAGAGCAAUAUGUGCCACCCAGAUCACCAAAGUAAAAAACAAACAAAAAAAACUAUUCAAAAACUUUUCUCUCUUCCCAUUAAACUUGAGCUGCCGUGGCUGUACUGAACUGUUUUGGAGGGGAGCGGGUAGCCAGGAAGGAAACAGGAGAAAGUCUGUCCUUAAAUCAUUAUGGAUUUUGGAGUUGUGAGCAGUAGAAUCCCAAAAUUCAUCUCUAAAGUGAUUUUAAAGUGCUGGAGGAGUCCAAUCAGUAUAAAUAUAUAUAUAUAUAUAUAUACACACACAUAUAUAAAAAUAUAAUUUUUCUAUUUUUGUUUUUGAUUUUAAUUUGCAGAGAUCUUCUGCCUGGAAUCAAUUUUGAGGGUUCAGAUUUAGCUUGGGGAAAAAACAUAUUACACAUCCUUCAGUAUAAGAGAUGAGGGAGUGAGAGAAAAUAUUUUUUGAAGAAACAUUUCUGUAAAAUUAGAAAUUACUUUUUUUAAUCUAUUUAAAGUUUGGCUUGGAGAAUGCCAUCUUUGCCUAUAUGGCCUUGUGUUGCAAAGCAGAUCAGUGGCUGGGGUGCCUGUUGUGGUGUGAGUGUGUGCACGAGUGAUUGGAGCCAAAUCUGUUGUCAUCUUAGUAAAUGAUUUGAAAAUUGAAUGUAAUACGUACUUGAGUAGAUUUUUUUUUCCAGUUUGAAAUGUAAUCUCUUUUUGACCUUACUGAUGUUUCAUUCAACAUGAAGCUGUUAAAACUCUGAUUGUACUUGGAGAUGACUACCAAUCAGUUUAAUACUCAAGGAAAGAAUGGGGGUUAUUCAGAAAAUUGAAAAUCUGUCUUAGAGUGGAUAGGUCAAAUGGACUUUAGAAGUUUAAACUGCUCUGUGAUUUCUUUCCCCCCUAAAAUAGGAAACAACUUUUUUUGUUACUUCAUUUGUCAGUGUCUGUUCUUUGACUACCAACCCCCAAAAGCAAAAUAACCAAACACCUAUGUAAUUGUAUGUUUCUAACUGCCUUGACCAGUCAAAUCUCAUAACUGUUCUAGAUUUCUGAAUUGAACAGUGAAGUAUUUUAAUCUUCUAUUCAAGCAUUUAGAACUUUAGAUCCCAGAACGGUAGGGCAGACUGACCCUACAGUAAUUUAUUUGUGUUAGAGCUAAAGAUGAAACAUUGUAAUUGAGUCUCUUACAGUGUUAAAUAGUAUAGAAGUAAAAAUAAUUUUUUUAAAGGCUUAAUUUGGGGGCAACUUUUUCUAUUUACAAUGUAUUUAUCGCCUGCCUUCCUUCCCUUUCUCCAAAAAAAUAAAAUAAAAAAAUAAAAAAAUAACAGUUUGGAAUUCACAGAAACAGAACCAGCAAGUCAUGAGAUUUUUGAGUUAAGGUGAGAAAGAUAGUUGAAGAAAAUUAAUACAUAAUUUCUCAGUGAAUAAAGUUGUAGCUCUCAUAUUAAAUAGGCAAGUUUACAUGCUGGUAUUUAGAAAAUGGCUAAAAUGUUAAAAACCAUGUUACAUUAAUCUGUUUUUUAAGUCAUACCAUUUUCAGAGUUCUGUGUAAAGUGGGGUUUUUCUUUUUAGGGAUAGUUUGUAAUAGUAAUAACUGUCCCUUAUAUUAGUGAAUUACAUAUGUACAAAUUGAAACUGUAAAUUGUGAACACUGGAAAGCACCAUUGUGACAUAGAGUAAACAUCUUAGUAAUAUAUUAAAAUGAAUGUAAAUGGAAGUUAAAAUUACAUUACUGUGAAACUCAUCUUCCAACUCUUAAGUUAAGCUUUGGAGAUUUGUAUUAGUAGGUAACUGUUCAAAGCUUUGAAAACACUGCACAUUUAUGUACACGCCAGAAUUACCAUUUCUUUGUAACUUAUUCAGCUUGGCAAUUGCUUUUGAUUUGGUGGAUUGAUAACGUGGUGUAAUAUAUUUAAGUAGUUUGGAACUAUUCAUUUCUACACACUAUUUUUUUAAAAUCAUCUAGAUGAAACAUACAAUUAAACUGCCUGUGCUAAACAUUUGGGGGAAGUUUAGGUUUUUUAAAAAAGUAUCAGUAAUCAUUGACUACAUCUAUGAUAAAACUGCUUAUUUUGGUUUACUUAGAUAAUAAUGCUGCAGUUGGUGGAAAUGAUAAACAUUUAAAGUGUUAACACUCUGUGAAUGCAUUGGAUUUAAGAGAAUAAACAUUUUAUAAAAAUCACUUGGCAAGGAUUAUAAACUUAAUUAUUGCACUUGAAACAAAACAUUUUUUUACAACAUGUCACAGAAGUGGGCUUGUAUUAUUUGUAUGCUUGUGUGACUUACCCAACUUCUAAAAACUAAAUAUCCUAAUUGAAACACAAGAAAAGAGUCUUCUUUUUGAAGAAAGCAAGUUUGUUCUUGCGUUUUCCCAAAUGUUAUUGAUAGUAGAAAUUUAAUUUAAAGACAUGACCUUUUAAAAUUUCUUAUAAAAUAUAUAGUUUUAAUUUAAUUUGCAUCAUUAUAGCUAAUAGCUCCCAUUUUGAUGGGAUGUAUAGGGCAGAAUUUGUGUGUGUGUGCGCGCGUGCGCGUGUGUGUACAUAAAAUAUAUAUAUAUUCACAGUAUGUAUUUAGCAUUUAUUUUAUUACAGCAGAUUUCAGGUUUGUAUCUAAAUGAUGCCUAUGAGUUGUGUGAAACUGUUGGCUUUUUUCCCUGCAUUACUCUGUAACUGAUAAGGUUUGGGCAUUCAUUGUAGUUUAGCUAUUUAUUUGGUUCUUUAGAAGGAAGAAUUUAUAUGUCAAAUUUUUCUCUUCAUCCUUUUGGCUUAACACUUCUUGGGUUGUUGAAGGCUAAAAGUAGAUGCAAAUGAUACUGAUUGUAUGGUACAUUGAUCUUCUGCCAUAGUUCUUAUUGCAUGAAGAGAAGAGUCACAGAAGUUCUCCGUCUUGCACUUCAUAGACAUGUAUAGAGAGAUUGCAAAAUUAUCUCCAUUUCCUCUUCUGAUUAUUAAGGUUUUCGUGAUACCUAAUCUAAUCUGAAUAACUUCAUUUUUGCAAAUGUAGACACUGGCAUUCGAAAGUGAUCCGUCUAAAAUUUGUUUCAACUGGAUUUUGGGAGAAGAUAAAAUCUUUCAGUGAUAGGUUUUUUUGUUGUUGUCAUCUUAUGUGCUUAAUUUGCAUGUGAUCAAAUGACAUGCAUAUUUUAAUUUAUUUUUGGUUCCUAAAAUUAAGGUAGAUUAAAUAUUGUUUCACAUUCCUUUUUCUUUUUUAAAUAAGCAGGUUGGCUUUGCAGAAAGCUUAAUGAUUGAGUAUUAGCAUCUGCUGGAGCAGAAAAUAGUAUUUAAAAGUUACUGAAUAUUUUCUCUAGCUUUAGUAGUUAUGGCCUUAAUAUUUAGUCUUUUGGCUUACAUGUCCACUGAUUUCACUUUGACAGUGAACAGCACUGGGGUAAAGUCUGAUGUUUGUGUUGGCCAUGUAUGUUAACCAUAUUUUAAAAGUAUCCAGUUUGUUUUUACAGAGACGAUAAAAUGCAAAAGAGGACAAUGUAUUCCUUUUGAGGGAUUUUUAUAAAUUCUUAACUAUACAAUGGGGGAUUUUUUCUAAUUUUUUGUAUUUCCUUACAAUUUGGUGGCUGUUAAUUUAACUUUAGGCUUUUGGUGUGUGCUAAUUUAGCUAAUCUGAGCCUCUAACAAGAUACAUGGACAUUUCAGUUCUCAUUAGCUGACUGAAGACAUUUUAAGAAGUUGAAAGAAAAUUUGUUUUCAAGUUGAGAGUAAAUUCUAUUUCAAAAUACACCUAAUUAUUAAAGUUUUUUUUAAGCCGAGAACUUAUAAAUUGUCGAGUAGACGGUUCCUAAAAGUACAGCUCAGAUACCAACAGGUUGUGUAUAAAAUAAAAUGGUUUUAUUAUCAGUUUUGCAGCAUAAAAUUAACACUGAUUAGCAUAUGGUGGAAGAAACAUCCACAUUAAUUUUGUUUUUCUCUCAUUCAGGUGUCCCUUGAGUGACAUCUCUUAAAACGUUUGCGUUGGGGGUGGUCAGAACCAGUUAUCUGGCUCUAUUUUGUCCCAUUACUUAGGUAUGUUUCUGUUGUCAAAACCGUCCCCCCCAAAAAUGGUGUGACACGUGCUAUUAUGUUAAAAUGAGUACAUCCUUGUAUUUGUAUUUUUGUUUUCAACAUUGCCAAGGUGCUAUGGGAAAUUAAAGUAACAAAAAUUAGAAAAAAUAAAAUUAUUUAAAAGCAGAA